AUGGACGACAUUGAAAAGUUGGAGCAUCUGUCAUUGGUGCAGAAAGUAGUUAGCGAGCUCUACAACCAUACUGGGCUACAUGAACAAGUCCUAGCUGAAUUCAUUAUCCAUCUUCACGAUGAGGCCAAAGGAUCCCUCGCUGAUUUCAAAAGGAUGCUCAAAGACGCAGAUGCAGAUUUCCCAGAGCCCUUUGUUGAGAACCUGGAUCGUAUCAUCAAGACAUUGAAACCAAAGCGUAAAGUGCAUCGAGAGGAGGGCGUCGACGAGAAAGCACACACGUUCCCUGGCUUGGCUGUGCAAGAUGACCCUGAUUGGCAAAAGAAGAGAGAGGAAGAUAUGGCAGUGGCAGACGACAUGUUGGCAGAGUUGGAAGGAUUCAAGUCGACAACAGCACCCGCUUCCUCAUCAUCUGGAAGCAAGCGUAGACACGAGAGCCCUUCGCCUGAGAGAAGACACCGUAGACAUCGCUCCAGAUCCAGGUCUCGAUCCAGAUCGCCCAGCAGCAGACACAGAGAUAGAAGACCUAGUCCUCCUAGAAGAGGCGGAUUGGAUGAUGCGCCUGUUAUCUACAAGAUUUACAACGGUACAGUCAUCAACAUCAAGGAUUUCGGUGCGUUUGUGCGUUUGGAAGGAGUCAAAGGCAAGGCUGAGGGUUUGGUUCAUGUGGGUUCAUUGAUCCAAGGCAGAGUCAACAAUCCUCGCGAGGUUGUCAAGCAAAAUCAGCCUGUCAAAGUCAAAGUCAUGUCGAUAGCUGGAAAUCGAAUUGGUUUGUCUAUGAAAGAUGUUGAUCAACGCACAGGCCAAGAUCUCAGCCCCAACUUGCGUGUACGAUCCCAAGACGAGAUGGAGGCAAUGACCUCUCGCAACCCUGAUAAACCAUCUUUUAUGACUGGAUCCAACUCAAACGCACUUGGUGUCAAGGUAGUGGACGAUAUACCCUCGCGAUCUGUGAAGCGCAUGUCCUCGCCUGAACGUUGGGAAUUGAAGCAACUGAUUGCCUCUGGCGUGGUUGAUCCUGCAGACUAUCCUGAAUUGAACGAAGAUACUGACUUUUUGGGCAACGUGGAAACCGAAGAGGAAAUCGAUGUAGAAGUGCGCGAAGAGGAGCCUCCCUUCCUGAAGGGCCAGACCUCACAAACGUUGGAUUUGAGUCCUGUCAAGGUCGUCAAGAUUCCCGAUGGCACCAUGAAUCGCUCUGCUUUGGCUGGUGCUUCGUUGGCUAAAGAACGUAGAGAAUUGAGACAGCAACAACAGCAGCAAGAGAUCGACGCUGUGCCUCAAGAUGUGAAUACGGCCUGGCUGGAUCCCAUGGCUGGUCCUGGUGGAAGACAGUUUGCUCAAGAUGCUCGUGGAUCAGCUGCUGGCUCUAAACCAGAUCAAGUGCCUGAAUGGAAGAAGGCUACGUUCAACAAUGCCACGACGUUUGGUAAAGUUACCAGCUUGUCCAUUCAAGAGCAACGUGAAUCGCUUCCCACCUUUAAGCUGCGUUCUUCUCUUAUUCAAGCCAUUAGAGAGAACCAAAUGUUGAUUGUUGUGGGGGAUACAGGUUCGGGAAAGACGACGCAAAUGACACAAUACCUUGCUGAAGAGGGUUUCGCUAACAAUGGAAGAAUUGGUUGUACCCAGCCUCGUCGUGUGGCUGCCAUGUCAGUUGCUAAGCGUGUUGCUGAAGAAGUCGGCUGUCGUGUUGGCCAAGAAGUCGGUUAUACCAUUCGUUUUGAGGACUGUACCAGCCCUGAAACUCGUAUCAAGUACAUGACUGAUGGUAUGCUGCUAAGAGAGUGUCUCAUUGACCCUGAAAUGAGCCAAUACUCUGUGGUGAUUCUGGAUGAGGCUCACGAAAGAACCAUCUCGACUGAUGUUUUGUUUGGUCUUUUGAAGAGAGCUGCCAAGAGACGCCCUGACCUCAAGCUGAUUAUUACCUCUGCUACUUUGGACGCUGAUAAGUUUGCCACCUACUUCAACAACUGUCCUAUUUUCACUAUUCCCGGUAGAACUUACCCUGUUGAGGUCUUGUACACCAAGGAUCCUGAGUCUGAUUACUUGGAUGCUGCUCUUAUCACUGUGAUGCAAAUCCAUCUUUCUGAACCUCCAGGUGAUAUCUUGCUGUUCUUGACGGGUCAAGAAGAAAUCGAUACAGCGGCGGAAAUUCUGUUUGAGCGUAUGAAAGCGCUGGGCAACGAUGUCCCAGAGUUGAUUAUUCUACCAGUGUAUAGUGCUUUGCCCUCUGAAAUGCAAUCUCGUAUCUUUGAUCCAGCACCUCCAGGCAGUCGUAAGGUUGUCAUUGCUACCAACAUCGCAGAGACAUCCAUCACCAUUGAUGGCAUCUACUACGUUAUUGAUCCUGGAUUCGUAAAGCAAAACAAGUGGGACGCUAAGCUCGGUAUGGACUCUUUGGUGGUUGUGCCUAUUUCACAAGCUGCUGCUAGACAACGUGCUGGUCGUGCUGGUCGUACCGGUCCUGGUAAAUGUUACCGUCUCUACACAGAAACAGCGUAUCGUAACGAAAUGCUGCCCAAUACCAUCCCUGAAAUUCAGUUGCUGAAUUUGUCAAUGACUGUGCUUACUCUCAAAGCGAUGGGCAUCAACGACUUGUUGCAUUUUGAUUUCAUGGAUCCCCCACCCGAGAACAACCUGAUCCAAGCAUUAGAACAGCUGUACGCACUGCAAGCCCUCGAUGAUGAAGGUCUCUUGACUCGUUUAGGUCGUAAAAUGGCAGAGUUCCCUCUGGAUCCUCAACUGUCAAAGAUGCUGAUUCAAUCUGUGGAUCUAGGCUGUUCAGAAGAGAUUUUGACCAUUGUCGCCAUGCUGACCGCUCAAAAUGUAUUCUAUAGACCCAAAGAGAAGCAAGCCCAAGCUGAUCAAAAGAAGGCCAAGUUUCACCAGCCUGAAGGCGAUCAUUUGACGCUAUUGACUGUAUACAAUGGUUGGAAAGGAAGCAAAUUCUCGAAUGCUUGGUGCUUUGAUAACUAUAUUCAAGCUCGUAGUAUGAAACGUGCGCAAGAUGUGAGAAAACAACUGCUUGGUAUUAUGGAUAGAUACCGCCAUGAUAUCGUGUCCUGCGGUAGAAAUUAUACAAAGGUCUGUAGAGCUCUGGUGUCUGGUUAUUUCAGAAAUGCUGCGAAAAAGGAUCCUCAAGAAGGCUACAAGACCUUAUUAGAAGGCACACCUGUAUAUAUCCAUCCUUCCAGUGCACUGUUCAAUAAGGGUCCUGAAUGGGUUAUUUAUCAUGAAAUUGUGUUUACGUCCAAAGAAUACAUGCGUGAAAUUACAGCGAUUGAUCCCAAAUGGUUAACAGAAGCAGCACCUACAUUCUUCCGUGUUGCCGAUGCCAACAAGAUCUCCAAACGUAAAAAGCAAGAAAAGAUCGAGCCGCUGUUUAAUCGCUACGAGAAACCAAAUGAAUGGCGUCUCAGUAAAGCUAAACGCGGUGGCAGAAUCAGUCAAACAUUCGGUUAG
Molecule: messenger RNA, 3459 nt
Organism: Mucor velutinosus
Lineage: Eukaryota; Fungi; Mucoromycota; Mucoromycetes; Mucorales; Mucoraceae
Product: vacuolar alkaline phosphatase
Exons: 5
Coding region: 1-3459 (1152 amino acids)
Biological process (GO): spliceosomal complex disassembly; mRNA splicing, via spliceosome
Cellular component (GO): intracellular anatomical structure; catalytic step 2 spliceosome
Molecular function (GO): RNA binding; ATP binding; RNA helicase activity
Source: RefSeq, a predicted model, not a curated record